Messenger RNA from Cantharellus anzutake, 1350 nucleotides. RefSeq lists its product as uncharacterized. Gene Ontology annotation, cellular component: nucleus. NCBI's taxonomy places the organism in Eukaryota, Fungi, Basidiomycota, Agaricomycetes, Cantharellales, Hydnaceae. Gene Ontology annotation, molecular function: DNA binding; protein binding. The transcript has 11 exons. The record is from RefSeq and is a predicted model, not a curated record. Bases 1 to 1350 code for a protein of 449 amino acids. Gene Ontology annotation, biological process: regulation of DNA damage checkpoint.
AUGAAGAGCACUAGAGAAGACAGCUGGAAGGAGCGGGCACUUGAAGCUGUCUAUGUCCACUUGCGCAUGACUUCAGAGAAGAUCGAUCGGGCUCGUCCAGUCCGGCCUCGGAAGGUGGAGAAAGCGAGAAAGGAGAACACAUCUGUUCCCCGAAGGCACCCGGAUGAUAUUCCCAUACAAAGGCUGGUCAGUGUCGUCGCACGCUCGCGACUUACUGGAAUGACCGCGUCAAGCGCGUGUAUUUCUCAACGUCGCUUAUCUUUCUUGAAACGCGACGAAGAGGAGAGACUUGCCGUGCUAGAGCUCGAACGCGUAGCGAGGCGUCCGCGCCAUGGAAAUCUGUCUCUGGAUGAUCUUGAAUCAAUCUCAUCAUUAAGGGAUACUCUCGAAACUCCCUGCAAUGACCUACGGGGCAGCGAUCCUGAUAUCAAUGAUCUUAGGAAAAGACUUGGAGGCAUGGUCGUGCGAUCGCGAGCCAAGGUUUCGAGGGAGAGAAUUUAUUCCAUGGCUUACCACCCAGAGAAAACAAAAGAUCUCAUUUUUGUUGGGGAUAAGCAUGGCCGGCUUGGUAUUUGGGAUGCGCUGGCGCCAUCCGAAGAGAACGAAGAGGAUAAAUAUGAUGAUACCCGAGGAGGAAGAUAUUGGCGUUUACAGCCUCAUUGGCCAAGAUCUCCAAAGACCUCGAUAUCUUGCAUCAAAUUCAGCCCGACCGAUGCACAUAGUGUUUUGACGACAUCCUAUGAUUCCACGCUGCGUGUGACCUCCUUUACAUCUGGGCAAUCUACUGAGCUUUUUUCUCUUGCCUCAACUUCGACACUUUUCACAUCCUUUGAUAUCGCGCCACGCAGCCGAUUGCGGAGACAAGUGAACGCUAAAUUGAAGAUUGAUUGUGUCAGCAUCAGUCCUGCUGCUGGAAGGAGAAGGAGUCAUCUUUUGUGCACCGCGAGCAACGAUCUUUCCCUGAAAAUAUGGGACGUUCGAAAGCUUAUGUUAAUUGAAACUGGUGCACUUGUUGAGGGUGAUGAUGACGGCUCCAGCUCGCUUAAAGUGAAACCGCCUCCCCUAGAAGCAGAUCACGAGGCUGUCGCAGAUUUCCUUUCAUCAAAAUCUGGUCGGGGCUGCAUCCUCGGGCAGUUUGAGCAGUUUUGGAAUCUAAAUGCUUGGCUCUCAGCCGGGGAGAAAUUAAAGUUUCCCCAACCAAUACAAAAAGCUCAUAACUGUCAAACUGAACGUUGGUUGACGGUGCUGAAAGCUCAGUGGAGUCAGAAUCCACUAUCGAUGGACCAUUCAUUAGAUAUCAUUGCCUUCAACGGAGAGGAGAUCGGGAAGCUCGCCGAUCGCUCAAAGUGA